AUGGCUGCAAUCGAUGAUAAUUUGAACCGCGCCGAUGCUGUGCUUAAUCGGGCCAACCCGGACGACCUUAAAAAUUUGGAUAUCCUAGUGUUGCCCGCAAUGGCUUUUACCGGCCAAAACUUUCUUUCGUUGCGGGACAUAUCGCCAUUCCUCGAACCGGUCGGUUUAGGAAUUAAUGCCCUCUGGGCUCGCACAACAGCAUUUAAAUACAAUUGCAAAAUAGCAAUCGGCUAUCCCGAAAAGGCGGAUUCCUCAUCCAGCUUCCUCCUCCAGGGCGUAUUCUUCAACUCGUUAUUAAUAAUUAACGAAAACGGCGAAACCCUGGCAAAUUAUAGAAAGUAG
This is a messenger RNA of Pyricularia grisea, 342 nucleotides long. RefSeq lists its product as uncharacterized. Gene Ontology annotation, biological process: protein catabolic process. The transcript has 2 exons. Lineage: Eukaryota; Fungi; Ascomycota; Sordariomycetes; Magnaporthales; Pyriculariaceae. The record is from RefSeq and is a predicted model, not a curated record. Bases 1 to 342 code for a protein of 113 amino acids. Gene Ontology annotation, molecular function: protein-N-terminal glutamine amidohydrolase activity; protein-N-terminal asparagine amidohydrolase activity.